AUGGGCAAAACAGUUUCGGUUUUGCGCACGUGGGAUGGCCUGUUUGGCCCUUGGGGUAUGGGCCAAUCGGUUUCGGGCUGGGGGGCCACAUCUCUUGCCGUUAGGCGGGUGUGUAAACAGGACAAGGCCAUACAGACGGACCGGGAGAACUCCGAUUGGAGAGUAAUGGGGCAAGUGUGGUGGGAAUUCUGCCCACGCGAUGAGCCCGAGGCGGACGGGUUGCGGGACCGGGACACGGCUGGUACAGAGCCGGGACCGGGACCAGGACCAGGACUAGCCGGACGAGGGAAAAAACAAACAAACACAACGAAUACAGUGUCGGAUAGUUUCUUCGUCCAUUGCGCCCUCUCAGAGCGAACGCCAGAAGAUGUUGAUUCUACCAAUCGUCCUUGUCCCUUUCACGGCACCUGUACCCUUGGCCUGACUUCCAGAGCCAUUCUGGCAUCAGUGGACACUCAUGUACCGGCCGUCAUGAGACGGCCAACACAUGAGAACAGGAUUCUAAACCGCCUGACAGCUGUUCUGUACAACUCAACUGUCUGA
Messenger RNA from Protopolystoma xenopodis, 543 nucleotides. NCBI's taxonomy places the organism in Eukaryota, Metazoa, Platyhelminthes, Monogenea, Polystomatidea, Polystomatidae. The record is from the annotation of a GenBank genome assembly.